UAUAUUGUAUCAACUUGAUAUAGGCACACUAUCACAUGGCUACUGCAAAACCAGAAAAUGAAGAGUUACAGGCUGUUAAGAGCAAAGCCAAGAAGGAUCCAAUCAAUGACUUGAUUUUUACAAUGCUUCAGCAAAACACAAAUCCAGAAUCUGGGAUUCAACAAGCUACGAAGUCACUUACAUGCUUGAAUGAACAAUUAUUUCGAAUCACAAAGGCGAUACACGAAAAACAGUUCGAAGAACGCCAAGCUUAUAAUAGGUUAUAUGAUUUGAACUAUAAAGAGAAGGGAUUCAGAAGUAUGUGGACAAAUAAAGGGAAGCAAAUGGCUGCUUUGAAACGAGAUCUCGAUAAGCUUACUUUUGCUAAUGGUGCUUAUAAGGAGAGAUCUAUCAACACACAAGGCAAGAUUAAUAGCCAUAAUUUGUGUUUCCGAAUGCAUCAUGAAACUGGCAAUAUGGUGAAAGAAAAGAAGCUCUUGAAAGAGGUGAAUGCUGGUCAGAAGGGAUUAAACGAUUCGGGUCCGUCAGUGGUCGAAGAGAUAUCCGAUCGGAUAUGGAGAUUGAGGUGGGACAUUAGAAGGAACUAUUUCAUCCCAAGACCUGCAAUAAGGGUUGAUGAACAACAAGUUCUUAAAGAGAUUAAUGAGCUCAAAUGGGCUAGAGAUAAAGCCUUUGCUAAUGCUCCUGUAAAGGGGAAGAUUUGGAAUUCGUUGCCUUCAAAAAAUGUCAUCAAACAACAAAUUAAGGCAAUGGAAGAGGCUUUAAAUGAAGAAGAUAGGAAGCAGCAUAUGCAGAUUAGAGGUGAAAUAGAAGUGGUGAAGAGUGAAAUAAAUGGUGUAAAGAAGAGUAUAGCUUCUUUGAAGAGGCAAUUGUUGGAUGUUCGUAGGAAAAAAGGGGAAGCUUAUAAAGUUAUUUUGAAGUUAAUUAAGACUCAAAAUCAACCUAUUUCUUAAUUCCUUCUUGUAUAUCUCAAUAUAUCAUGAUGUAUUGGUGAAUAAAUUCUUCAACAUGCAAGCUUGGUUCAUUCAAAAUUUGUCUCUGUUAGUAGUGCAAUUCUAUAAUCCUUGAUGGUAUUGGAUAGUAGUGCACAAAAAUUGAGUGUGGUUACAUAGUAGAAGAUGUGAAGAGCCAUUGAGAAUUUUGAUUUCGGGAAGCUUGUGAGAUUAGAGAAUUUUUUGGGAGAGAUUUGGUAAGAGUUUUGAUAGUACUUCGAGAGCUUCUUAUCUUCUUAUGAUGGAGAAGUUCUAAUGUGAGUCUUAAUGGAAUGAUGCGUUAUUUUA
Messenger RNA from Gossypium raimondii (Peruvian cotton), 1280 nucleotides. RefSeq lists its product as uncharacterized. Bases 36 to 953 code for a protein of 305 amino acids. The record is from RefSeq and is a predicted model, not a curated record. The transcript has 5 exons. NCBI's taxonomy places the organism in Eukaryota, Viridiplantae, Streptophyta, Magnoliopsida, Malvales, Malvaceae.